AUGAAUUCUAGAGAUCCUCCUAGCAAAAUAUUGUUAUUGAUCAUAACUUACUUGCCUCAAUCCUUCCCACUAACUAAUGAUUUUUUAUUUGAGACCUUUAAGUAGUAUGGGGAAGUCAAGAAAAUAUUAAUUUUCGAAAGGGGAAAAACUAACAAAGCAUUUGUAGAGUACAACGAAGUUAAACAUGCUAUUUCAGCAAGACGUAAUAUGAUAGGAAAAUCGCUCACUCCUUAGGGAGGCAGAUUAUUGAUUCAUUAUUCUCGCUUGAAAUAGUUGGACUUAGAAGUGGUUGAUCACACCAGAGGCACAGAAUAUUGCUCUGAUGACGAAGAAACACAACCAGAAUAGAAGUAUCCCUUGAAAUCCAUGACUCUACCAAAUUCAAUCCAAAUUUCUCCCCCCUUAAUCAAGCCUCAAUCCAUCGAAUAGAUAUCGAAUAAUGGAAAUCAAUUCAAAGGGGCGUAAAAUAUUGUCCAAGAAUCGCCCACAAAAGCUAUAAUGGAAACUCAAUUACGACAAUUGGAAAGAAUACUAGAUGACGACUAUGAAUAAGAAGUAGCCAAAAUUUCAUUGACUCAAUUGGAUUCCAAUGAUUUUGCAAUCCAAGAAUUAUUAAAUCAAUAACCUUCCAAAUUUUUAAGGGUUUCCAAUCUGGACGAAAGAGUCACUCCAAGGAUGUUGUAUAAUCUAUUUAACAGGUUUGGACAUCUGGAAGCCUUAAUAUUAAAAAAACAUAUUCGUUAAUCAAUUCUAUAAUUUGUAAACAAAGAGAAUGCUAUCAUUGCCAAAGAGUUACUCAAUAAUGUUGUCUUUUUUGGAAAUGAGGUUUUACAUCUAAAUUUAUUAUGUUAGUUAAGAAUACUUUUCUAGAAUCCUCAGAAUUCACACUUGUAGACUAACAAUCCCAAUGAAGAAUAUUAUCAAGGAAGUCAAACCAAAUUUAAAAUCAUUCCCUUGACUAGAGUACUCUCAUUUUCUGGCAUUCCUUAAUUAUUAGAAAUUCAAGACAUGGUUAAAUUAGUUGGAAAGAUUCAAGAAAUCAAACUUGACUCUUAAGCCAUCCAAAUAACUAUGGUUGACAUUCAAGAAGCUUUAAAAGUGAUCUCAGUCUUUUCGGAGUAUGAUUAUAAAGGAAAUAAAAUUAGUUUGAAUUUAAAAUGA
This is a messenger RNA of Paramecium tetraurelia, 1161 nucleotides long. RefSeq lists its product as uncharacterized. Gene Ontology annotation, biological process: regulation of RNA splicing. Gene Ontology annotation, molecular function: mRNA binding. Gene Ontology annotation, cellular component: nucleus. Lineage: Eukaryota; Ciliophora; Oligohymenophorea; Peniculida; Parameciidae. The record is from RefSeq and is a predicted model, not a curated record. The transcript has 4 exons.